UUCAGUUCUGGGCUUGGCACAAGGCCACAAGCAGCCUUCUGAUCCGCUUUUGAGACAAGGUAAGGAGGAAUAAUGGCGUGGAGAGGUCAUCUUUCUCGUAGUGUGAAGGAGCUUCGCUUUCUAUACUGCCAGACUUCGCCUGCUAGUCUUCCAGCUCGGGAAUUUGUACAUCGAAACUACAAAGAUCUGAAGACCCUAAAUCCAAAGCUUCCUAUUCUGAUCCGAGAAACCAGUGGAGUGGAGCCUCAGCUUUGGGUCAGAUACGACAUGGGUGUAGAGCGAUAUGUGCGGCUGGAAGGCUUAACCGAACCUCAAAUCAACAAGGCACUCGAAGAGCUAGUGAAAGCUGGAGGAAUCCUUUAAACCCUAAAGGCGUCGAGUAUCUUCAUAUCAGACUUUUUAAACUGAAAUAAGAGGAUAUGGUCUUCUUGACCAAUGUGGACUUCUCUUUCAGCCACAUAUCCUGUUCAGUGUCAGCCAUCAACUAGUUGAAUCAUGCAGCGACAACAUGUUCUUUUCUGAAAGCUAAGUUGUUUAAAACAAAGUAGCGUAAUAUUAUGUUACCUGAAACUUUCUUAUAGUUUGGCUGAGAAUUUUUAACUGCAGUGUUGUUUGUGUACAUUCGUGUGGUAAGUCUACACUAAUAUUGAAAGGUUUUAUUGUUAUCUAGUUUUCA
Molecule: messenger RNA, 676 nt
Organism: Dendrobium catenatum
Lineage: Eukaryota; Viridiplantae; Streptophyta; Magnoliopsida; Asparagales; Orchidaceae
Product: NADH dehydrogenase [ubiquinone] 1 alpha subcomplex subunit 2
Exons: 3
Coding region: 73-363 (96 amino acids)
Source: RefSeq, a predicted model, not a curated record